AGUCCCAGCUGGACUACUGAUCAUGUUAGCUUACCACCUCUUCCUCCUCUUCAGGUACCUCAAUAAGCCUCUCUCCACAUCCAUAGGUUACGAAAACAACGACAAGCGAAUUUGCAUUGGAAAAAUCUUGCAGCUGCAGGGUGAUGAUCUUAGAAAGAGUGUUAAAACAGCUCUCAAUGUGAUUUCCUCCAGUACAACUGCAACUAUUUACUUGGCAACAAUCUCAUUGACUCUCUGCUCACUUAUUGGAGCUUGGAUGGCAAACAACACAACCACUUUCUUCCUCAGAGAACUAAUAUACGGCAACAAAAGUGCCUCGAUUCUUUCGAUCAAGUUCAUAUGCCUCUUAACUUGUUUUCCCAUUGGUUUUUCAUGCUUUGUUCAAUCAGCUAGGAACUUUGUCCAUUUGAACUUCUUAUUAAGCACUCCGGGAGUUUCUGCUAAAUCUGAUGCAAAGAAGGUUGAGAAGGCAGUUUAAAGAGGCAAUGAACUUUGGUUACUUGGGCUUAGUUUAUAUUGUGCCCUUAAUUUUCUCUCGUG
Molecule: messenger RNA, 540 nt
Organism: Argentina anserina (silverweed cinquefoil)
Lineage: Eukaryota; Viridiplantae; Streptophyta; Magnoliopsida; Rosales; Rosaceae
Exons: 2
Coding region: 23-478 (151 amino acids)
Source: RefSeq, a predicted model, not a curated record